AUGGCAAGGCAGUGGCACUUGGCGUGUCUGUGGAUUGUCUGGCAUUUUCACAACCCUCACGUUGCACCUUUCAACCUGGACACCCAGAAUGUACUGCAGAGAAGUGGAGAUCCAGGCAGCCUGUUUGGAUUUUCUGUUGCUUUCCACCAGCAGCUGAAUCCUGCCAGAAAGAACCUGUUGCUGGUAGGAGCUCCACGUGCCACACAUCAGAGCCAGGUGAAUGUUACAGGCGUUGUUUAUCAGUGUGAUCUGGCUUCAACAUCUGAGCACUGUCAGCCAAUUGAGUUCGAUGACGAAGAGUUCCUCGACAGCAGGGGAAUAAACAACCAGUGGAUGGGGGUUCGAGUCACAAGUCAAGGUCCUGGUAAAAAUGUAAUGUCUUGUGCGCAUCGAUAUCAGCAGUGGAUCCCGAGUCCGAGCCCUCAAAUCCCUCACCUGCUAACGGGUCAGUGUUACCUCUUACGUGACGAUCUGCAGGUCGGGAAGGAAGACAGGAAGUGGCGAAGGGUAGUUUGCGAUAAUGAACAUCUAACAAGACGUCAAAAAGACCAGGAGUGGUUUGCGUACUGCCAACAGGGCCACGGAGCAUCUUUUGCCAAAGACAACAGAUCCCUGAUAUUUGGAGCACCUGGAGCUUAUCAGUGGAGAGGAAUUGUACGAAUGGAGCCCUUGGACAACCUGGAUAUGAACAGUGAAGACAGUCGUGAGACCGGAGACGGAGACCAGUUCAACCCGAAGCUCAUCCCUUUCCAGAGAAGCAGCUACCUGGGAUUCUCUCUCGACUCUGGAUUCGCUCUCCUCAGUAAGAGUGAGCUGACGAUCGUAUCCGGAGCCCCUCGGGGAGGUUACAGUGGUCAGGUGGCGUUUCUGAAGGCCGACCCCAAGGCUCAGCGAAAUCUGUCUGUGGAGCUGGUUAUCUCCGGGCCGGGCCUGGUCUCCUCCUUUGGAUAUGAUGUGGCAGUGGUGGACCUCGACGGUGAUGGAUGGGAGGACCUUGCCGUUGGAGCACCACAGUACUUUGUUAAAGAUGGCGUGGUUGGAGGAGCAGUCUUUCUCUACAUCAACAACAAGGGAAAAAACUGGGAGAAGAUUGUUCCAGUCAAACUUCUUGGACAGAAAGAUUCCAUGUUUGGUCUUGCAGUGGAAAAUAUAGGAGACGUCAAUCAAGACGGUUAUGAAGAUAUUGCUGUUGGUGCUCCAUACGACAGAUCUGGUCGAGUUUUCCUUUUCUAUGGUUCAUCAGGUCGCAUAAACACAAAUCCAGCACAGAUACUCUCAUCAGGAUCCAAAACAAUGAAACUGUUUGGAUAUUCUCUGACCGGGAACUUGGACGUGGAUGACAAUCAGUACCCUGAUGUGGCUGUAGGAUCUCUGUCAGACUCUAUUUUUGUAUGGAAAGCGAGGCCCGUAGUCAGUGUCAGCACCUCUUUUAUUAUAACACCAAAUGAGAUCAACAUUGAAAGGGGAGGGUGUGAUAAACGGAUGUGUGAUCUUUCAGGUCAGGCGUGCUUCACUUACACGGCACACAGAGCAACGUUCAACUAUAAACUGAUGCUCAGUUACACCUUUGAGGCUGAUUCUGUGAGCAGAAAAACGAGGCCCAGAGUCGACAUUCUGCUGUCAUCUCAAGGGAAACUGGAGCUACCAGGACAAGGCAGAGAAAUCUGUACCAGCAUUAAGAUGCAACUUCGGCGGGACAUCAAAGACAAACUGAGUAGGAUCCCCAUCUCUGUCUCUGUGUCUCUGCUUAGCUCCAGUGAGACAACCAUGACGAGUGUAGAUCAGUCCGACCUCACUCCUGUCCUCAACCUCUACCAGAAGAACACUACUAUCUCAGAGGUUAAGUUAAUAAACGAGCGCUGUGGCAGCGACAACAUUUGCCAAAGUAACCUUCAGUUGCAGUACAAGUUCUGCUCCAAAAAAACACAAAAUGGUCAAGACGUUUUCAAAUCACUUGCCAGGGAGGACGGAGAUGCAGUCAUCACUCCGUCUGAUGAAGACAUCGCUCUGGAGAUCACUGUGACCAACAGAGACGGAGAUGAUGCACACCAGAGUCAUGCAGUCGUUACGCUCCCAGAUACACUGCGUUACUCAACUGUUGUCCAGACAGAAGCAGCAGAAACACGAGUGAGUUGCACAGUCAACGACAAAGGAACACUAAUAAACUGUGAACUGGGGAAUCCAUUUAAAAGAGAUGCUGAAGUUACAUUUUAUGUUUUACUCUCGACUUCUGGCAUCUCGCUGAGUACAAAAAAUGUCAACGUCACCCUGCAGCUUGAAACGACAAGUGUACAGACCAUACAGCCAGUGGAGGCAUUGGCCAAAGUGGUUUUUGAGCUGGAGUUGCGAGUUUAUGGCCUCGCCAGGCCUUCCCAAGUGUCACUUGGUGAAAAUGUGAUGGGUGAAAGUGCCAUAAAAUCACUGGAUCAAAUAGGAACUUCAAUUCAGUUUGAAUUCAGGAUAACAAAUUUGGGCAGACCACUAAAAUCUUUCGCAAAUGCAUCACUGAACAUCUAUUGGCCAAAGGAGAACUCUGUAGGAAAGUGGAUUCUGUACUUGACUCACAUCAGCAGUAAAGGUGUACAAUCUGUCCCCUGCUCACCUGCAAACGAGGUCAAUCCACUUAAAGAUGUGAAGGGCUGGCAGGCUCCAUCAAGGCACAGACGUGAAGCUGAACAUGAAGCCCUCUCUACUGAUGGACUCGCAUUUCUUCUACCAAGAAGAAAAUACGAAACACUGAGCUGCUCUGAUGGACUCCAGUGUGUGGAGAUACGCUGCCCUCUGCUGGGCCUGGACAGUUCUGCACUCCUGGUUCUGCAUUCCCACCUUUGGAACGCAACUUUGGCAGAGGACUACAGCUCUUUGAACUACCUUGAUAUUGUCGUGGAUGCUUCUCUGAGUCUAACAGGCUCUCCAGCGAACAUUGGACUUAACGCAGAGAAUCUUGGGACAAAGGUAAAACUGACGGUGUUCCUGGAGAGAAAGACUGCAUUCUUGGUCAAAGUUGCGUGGUGGAUAAUCCUCCUGACGGUCAUUGCAUUGCUGCUGUUCUUGGCAGUUUUUGUCGUCUUGUUGUGGAAGCGUGGUUACAUCCAACGUCUCGCUCCUACAAAGAAGCUCCCACUUGAUGAAGGUCCAAACACAGAGACGGCUCCUCUUAAGGGCUAAAAGUGGAACCAAACGACAUCCUGCUGCUUCAGAGGUUUGAGAUGGACAUCUUGAAUUGGUGAUGUUGUGGCUUCAGCUGUAGUCAGCUACUCUGGUGUUGCAAACUAUCCAGCAUUGUUGUAAAAUUACAUUAGGAUACAUGUAGAACUUUAAUUAUUUGGGUAGUGUAUGUGUAACUUAAGU
This is a messenger RNA of Acanthochromis polyacanthus (spiny chromis), 3351 nucleotides long. Its product is annotated as integrin alpha-6-like. NCBI's taxonomy places the organism in Eukaryota, Metazoa, Chordata, Actinopteri, Pomacentridae. Gene Ontology annotation, biological process: leukocyte migration; integrin-mediated signaling pathway; cell adhesion mediated by integrin. The transcript is spliced from 26 exons. The coding region runs from base 1 to 3168 and encodes 1055 amino acids. Gene Ontology annotation, molecular function: integrin binding. Gene Ontology annotation, cellular component: integrin complex; external side of plasma membrane. The record is from RefSeq and is a predicted model, not a curated record.